GGCACAAUGGUGUUGCUUUGGGAAGCCUGCAAGAGGGAGCAGGAGUAUGGAGAGAGCUGGUGGAAGCCCAGGUCCUUCCCUGGCAGACAGAAGUAGCCAACCCUGCAUGGGCCUGCGGCCGAGCCUUGGCUCCUCGGGGUGUCUUGGCCCCCUGCUGGCCUGUGACCGUCUCCAGCUGCAUGGAGCCAUGGGUCCCACAUUCCUACUGCUGCUGCUGCUGCUGUGCGGCAAGGGCUGCCUCUCAGGUGCCCCUGUUGAGAGUGUGUACUCCAAAGUGCAGCAUUUUGAAGGGGAGACCCUGUCUGUGCAGUGCUCCUAUAAGAGCCGCAAAAACCGCGUGGAGGGUAAGGUUUGGUGCAAAAUCAGGAGGAAGAAGUGUGAGACUGGGUUUGCCCGGGUCUGGGCACAGGGGCCGCGCUACGUGCUGCAGGACGAUACCCAGGCCAAGGUGGUCAACAUCACCAUGGCGGACCUCAGGCGCCAGGACUCGGGCCGGUACUGGUGUAUGCGCAACAGCUCGGGGACCCUCUACCCUCUGAUGGGCUUCCAGCUGGAAGUGUCGCCAGCCCCCACAACCAAAAGAAACACUCCUCUUACCCAGCUGUCCAGCAUCCUCAAGAGCGGAAUGGUCGUCACCGCGGGCCAAGCCCCUCCCGCAGGCCCUGAUGCCCCUUUUACCACCGGUGUGACGGUGUUCACACCUGGAGUCCUCACCCUUGCCAGACUCUUGCCCUCCACUGCCUCAGGGACCAUCAGCCUGGCCUCCUUGACAGGCUACAGCUUCACCAGCCCCUCCAGCCCAGAGCCCAGAAGGACCACGGGGCUCCAGACUGUGAGUGCAUCUCCCAGCAAUGCCAGAGCCUCCUCGGCUGGCCCAGCAUCCGUCUUCACCACGGCUGGGCACCUGCCCACCAGAUCGCCCACCACGCGAUUGUGCCAUACCAGCAGAUCUCCCCUCGACAAAUUACCCCCUAUCAGGUACCAGGAUUCUUAUCCCAUUGUGCUUGUGGGCGGACUGACCUUCCUGUCAGUGCCUGUGGUGCUGAUCGUGGUCUAUGGGUUCUGGAAGAAGAGACACAUAGGAAGCUACAGCGUGUGCAGGGAUUCUGCUAGACCCUGGAAGGACCCACCAGGACGGUCGGAGCCCCCAUGGAAACCUGCUUGGUUUAAGGCCACGUAUGGAGUGGGGGAGCUUCUCCCAGAGGGGCCCCAGGAGGCCAGAGGAGGAGUGAAGUUGGGGAACUAUCUGGAUUGGAGCCAGGGUGGGGGGUGAGGACUUGUGCAGAGCUGGACUCCGGCCUUUCCAGAACCAGAGGCUGCACUUUACACACAGUCCCCCUGGGCUGCCAGGAACCUGGGGCGGGACCCAGAGUGGAGGACACCAGGCAUUGAGCCCUGGGGGAAGCCACCAAGGGAUUCUGCUUAGAGCCACAGGCCCCCAGGCCCCCGCUGGAUGACAGAGAAGCCCCGAUGAUGCUGUUUACAGACAGAGAGCCUCAGCUCCCCUUGGCCUCAAACCCCUUGCUACUACGGUGAAGGGAGCAGGGGUGGGGGGUGGACGGCUGCCCUCUCUUCACCAGAACCCUGUGUCCUCAGCUUCCCUUUGCUCCCUCCAAGCUUCUCCAUGCACUUGGAGAAGAAAGCAUCCCAGAGGCAGCCCAUGUCCCAGUGGCCUGCCCUGGAGGAGAAGAAGGAACAGUAACUAAGAAUUGGGGGUCCGCAGAGGCAUCGGCAGCAGGGGUCCCAAGAGCUGUCCAAGCCCUCACCCCUCUGAGCCAUGCAUCCUCUGAUCGGCCUCUGGAUGUCCCCUGCUCUUGGCACCUACUGGUCCCUCAAGUCCUGGGAGCCAGCAAGCCCACACUCUCAGUGCUGCCCCCUGCUGGCUGGCCCUCCUGGGAAAGCUGUGACAGAGCCGCUGAGAGCCCCUCUAAGCGGCAGGACCACCGUGUCCCCAGACUGGGGUGCAGAGGCUGAACUCGGCUCUCUCCCCCAGUUUCGACACCUGAGCUCCAGGUCUGAGCUCCUGGAGGGGACUGAGGGCCCUCAGAGUCCCCUGAAGGGAGGACCAGGACUCACAGAAAGGGGGGAAUCCCCACCCCCACCCCCACCCCCACCUCCAGGGAAAAAGAGGAGCCACUUGUGACACAGCAAAGACAACUCAGCUGACCACAACCUGGAGAACUGCCCGGUGGGGCGGGAUGGGGAAGAUGGAGCCAAGGAGCCUGGGGAGUCUGCCCCUGCCUCACAGGCUUACGGUUCAGACUUGGCCUCUACUGCGGAGAGGGCUGGAGGAUACGGUCUGGGUUCCUCCCCUGGAAGGGAGCUCCACCGGCCUGCAGUCACUGGAAUAAGCACCUGGGGACAGAUGUGGCAUUUCCACUCUUGGCCCUGAGUCAGGGACCUCCCAGUGGGGAGAGCAAACAUCACAGUCAGGAGGGUGACACAGCUGGAGCCAUGGUGGGGCCACUCCAGGAUGCAUAUGGGGAGAGAGGAAGGGGCAGGGGGUCAUCACAGGGGACAGCAGGGAGGAGGCACCUCUUCCCUGUGUCCAGGAGAGGGCACUAGAAGGGAGAUUCAGACUGAGGAACUAACUGGCGUGGUGUCAGGACACACACACACACACAGACACCUGUCCUCCUUACCAGGAGGGGGUGGUCACCAGCUGGUGUGUAACUAGGAGGGGGUCUUAACUCACCUUGGAGAAACAGCUGACUUCCAUCCACCCUGAACGCACUGCCUCCUUGGAGAGCAAGUGUUUGGUGGGAGAGCGUGACAGAGGACGCACGACUGGGACUCGGGUGCCACUUGUCCCCGUGUGACCCUGUGCAACUCACUAACCCGACCGGGCCUCAGUUUUCCUCUUGUGAAAGGGGACACUAAUUCCUACCUCAAGACUGUUGUCAGAAUAAAACGA
Molecule: messenger RNA, 2914 nt
Organism: Rhinolophus ferrumequinum (greater horseshoe bat)
Lineage: Eukaryota; Metazoa; Chordata; Mammalia; Chiroptera; Rhinolophidae
Gene: TREML2
Product: triggering receptor expressed on myeloid cells like 2
Exons: 6
Coding region: 47-1273 (408 amino acids)
Biological process (GO): T cell activation
Cellular component (GO): cell surface
Molecular function (GO): signaling receptor activity
Source: RefSeq, a predicted model, not a curated record